UAAUACAUUAGCUAGCUAGCUAACUUUAUCUUAAUAUAUUCUUGCUUGCUAUGGAGCUUGUUUAGGCCUAGCUACAUUAAUAUUCAGCUAAGUUAUUAUGUGUGCAUCUCUUUGACAUAACUCAAAUUUCCUUUAUCUCAUAAGUGAUGGACCGAACACAGGUUUCUGUUCAGUUGUCUGGAAACAAGUGUCGACAUUUCCAGCUGAAAUUGGACGUAGAGGGUGCACCUUUGCGCAGAGACUGGUUUGAUGCUGAGAGGCUCCUCUGGGUGCACAAAGACAGCGGCUCGCUGACGAACUUGUUCAGAGUGAACCGGGGACGCUGGGAGGCGAAAUAAACAAUCUCCGGACUCGAAGUAGCCACGACCGCGUAGUUUUACCUCGUCAAACACACUAAUCCACCACACAUCCAACAAAUACAAGGUUACAGGAGUGUGCUGGUAGGACCGUGUGGUGCAGCAGGCCACUCUUGGCGGCAUGGUGAAGGUCCAGAAGUCAACUAGGAGGAAGAGCUCUCACUGUCUGCGCAGACUGGAGAGUGGUGGUCAGACAGUGAUGGAGGAAGGCCAGCUCCUUUCAGACAGCCAGCAUCCACAACAGGAGGAGCCCCGAAGAGCAGACCAGUCCUCUGAUCAAGCCCAGCUCCAGACCUCUGCUCCAGAUGAGACCGUGUCGGAAACUCCGAUGGAUGACCAGGAGAAGAGCGACUCUGAGGCCCAGCUCCAGGCAAAGCCUCUGUGGAAGCCCAUUCCCCCUCUGAUGCCUGAGUCCCACAGUAGCGCCACCACUGGGACCAGGGACCAAAUCUGCCAGACUGAGGAGUGGCUUCAGCAGACCAGCGCCGGCAGCCACAGUCAUAACACAGGUCUGUGUGUGGAGCCCGGAGAUCCUCCUCUACUCCAGCAGCCUCUGCAGACAUCCAAGUCAGGGAUUCAGCAGAUAAUUGAAUGCUUCCGUUCAGGAACGAGCCAGCUGAAGCACAUGCUGCUGAGGGAGGUGGACACCAUCUUUGAAUGUAAACUGUGUCGCAGUCUGUUCAGAGGCCUGCCCAACCUCAUCACACAUAAAGAGUACUACUGCCUAUCACGGCUGCCUGAACCCGACGGUCCAUCAGGUGAUGACAGACAGAGUGUGGCCAUGAAGGAUUUAUUGGAUGCCAUAUAUCCCAGAGCCCCAGACUACGUGGUCCGACUGGAGCCCAUUCAGACCACUACCAAGGCCGUGUUCCAGUACCUCACCACAGAAGAGGAGCUUGCUAGAUUUCCAUCGCACACACCCAGUGCCAGAGAGAGUCCGGUAGCAUGGGAAGGAGAACCGGUGGAGGGUGUGGACAACAACCAGCCAAGCCAGCCAGGAGGGCCCGAGAGCCACAGCAGCCCGGGACAAAAUCAGGGACAGAAGAAAUGGGAGGCUGAGGAGGAGGCUAAAGAGGAGCAGCCACAGCAGGAAGACGAGGGGUCCACCAGUGGGGUUGAGGACGUGACAAUCUCUUGUUGUCUCUGCGGUCAGGACUUUAACUCACGCCGCAGCAUCAGACGCCACUGCCGCAAAAUGCACCAGACCAAACUCGAAGAGCUCCGAAAGUUCACAGAGACGCGUACAGUUCCCACAAGCCUACUCUCUAUGGUGAAAGGUCGGCCAAGGACUCUCAGCACACCUACUGGAAAAUCCUGCCCAGUGUGCCUCAAAACCUUCGCUACCAAAGCCAACGUACGCCGCCAUUUUGACGAGGUGCAUCGUGGUCUACGGCGGGACACCAUCACACCCAGCAUCGCCUCACGGCCUGGCCUGCCCUUCUCUCUGGAGGUCACCCCCCCCAGGAAGAGCAACAAUGCCUCUCCAACACGUGGCCACAACUCCAAGUCCACCCCUGUGACCUCUAAAACAACACAUUCCAACCAAAACCAGUCCAAACAACCAAGUCAGCCCGCAGCCUCUCCACAGGCGGCACCGGCCUCAUGUCGCUGCACGCACUGCAAGAGGAACUACAGCUCGCAGCUCAUGUUGAAGAGACACAUGCGUAUUGUCCACAAAAUAUACAGCAUCAAAAGUAACAAGUCUGCUACCACGGCAACCUCCUCUACUCCGGCAGCCACACCGAACAGUAGCAGCGCUAACUUAGGCCCAAGCAACAACAUCCGAGUGAAAGAGGAAGCAGUAGAACCUUCAGAUGAAGACGACGACGACGGGGAGGACGUUGACAGUUGUCCGGCCCCUUCUCCCAGUGACAGCACUGGGACAGCUAAACGGCUUUCUGUGGCACACAACACCAUGAAGGUGAAGGAAGAGGAGGCCCCGUCGAGCCCAAAGAUGACGCCAUCCUUAUCUGCGUCAUCCUCGCGUGGUGGCAACAUGUGCAGCGGGGGUGUGCCCGCCAAAAUGACCAAACUGUCAGUGGGUUUUGACUUCAAGCAGCUCUUCUGCAAGCUGUGCAAGCGACAGUUCAGCUCACGUCAGAACUUAACAAAGCACAUUGAGCUGCACACGGACGGCAACGACAUCUUCAUCAAGUUCUACCGCUGCCCUCUCUGUCGCUACGAGUCACGUCGCAAACGUGACGUCCUGCGUCAUGUGACCGUGGUCCACAAGAAGUCAUCUGGGUACCUUGGCAAGAUCAUGCCCAAACUGGAGAGCAGGGCGGUGAAGAGGCUAGCUGAGGUAGUCCUCAACAGUACGACCCCCAACAAGAGGACAAGUGGCAGCGUCAAAGAGGAAUUAAACGGACGUCACGCUUCUUCACCAUCCUCCUCCUCCUCUUCGCCCCCUGUCACUCGCAAGCUAGAGUGCUCCACGGCUGCCCCAACCACUUCCUCAGCUUCCUCUUCCUCCGCCCCGCCUCCUGCCCCUGUCACUCGGAAACAGCUGGACCUCUCAUCGCCAGCGGCCACCCCGUCCCCUCCUGUCACCCGUAAGCAGGAGAGGGAGCAGACCCACCAGCCUCGUCCCAUCAGCCCCCCGCUGACCCGCCGCAGUGAAAAACACACACACCAGCGCAACUCCUCCACCACUCCACCCAGCAACCAAACCCCACACACCCGACGGCACGACACCCAGUCAGAGAGCAGCGGCACAGGGUCGUCGUCCUCCACUGAAGUCAGAGUGACCAAGAAUUUCUCCCUCCACGCCUGCGACCAGUGUGGACGGGCCUUUGCCAAGAAGCUGUACCUGGAGUCUCACAAGCGAAGUCAUCGUAACGCUGUAACCGCAGCAGCCAGCAAGAGGAAAGGAGUCAGCACCCGCUCCAAAUCCCUGGUCUGGUGAAACACACACACACACUCUUCUGCCGGGGAUAAUGGACGAGCGAGCCUCUAACAAUGAAGAAGCGAAUCAAAACUUUUAAUUGGGAGAAUAAUGGACGAAUAGAACGAGCACAGAGCAGAGAUGAAGGAAACAAACAAAAGGCACAAUGGAGCACGAUAGAGGAGUGAAGUACAAAGGAUUUUCAGCUUUUGCUUAAGAACCAAUCAUUUUGUUGGAAUCUGACUUUUUUUUUGUAUAGGUUUAUUAUGAAGCCAGCCAGCUUGCUGAACAGUGGCGCUGCUAUCCAUGAAGAGACUGUAGCGAUCACAAGAUUCACUCCCACUGUAUAUAUGUGCAUUUACUUACAACAGUAUGUCAGUGUAGAUCCAUAUGCAGGUGACAGGAUUUGUACUUGGUAGCAAAGGGAUACAGAUAGACUGUGUGUGUGUGUGUGUGUGUGUGUGUGUGUGUGUGUGUGUGUGUGUGUGUGAGUGUGUGUGAGAGACAGAGGGACUCAAAACUGGAUCGUGACCUCCACAGAAAAUAGACUGGAAACUAAUUGUUGAUUCAUUUUCUUUCUUUCUUUAGAGAAAGCAGAAUAUUGUACCCUUGCUGUCCCGCACAGAUACACAAAACGUAUUUGGGUCUUUGGCUAUCCGCAUUGUAUCACUUUUCUGUAUAUUCCCACCUUAGAUAGUUUUUUAGGGUGUUAACAAUUUGAUAUAUUCAGUACUACUUGCUCAACAUUACGACAGAUUUCAAAAUAUAUAUAUAUAUAUAUAUAUAUAUAUUUUAUAUAUAUAUAUAUAUAUAUUCCCUGACAUUUUCCCACUUACGAUUGGAACACUGUUGUGUCCUGUUAUCUAACAGAGAAACCAUAGCCAACGUGUUUCCACCAAGUCUUUAGAAGGCUAGCUGCUUGCUUUUGAGUUGGAAAUUACUUAUACAGUAUCUUCUCAUGCAAAUGUUGCUACUGAAAAGCAAACUGAUCACAGAUCAGAAUUCCAGUAGUAAAAUUCUUCACACGAGCAGUCCAUAGUCAGAUUUAGUUAUAUCUGCUUUGUAGUGACCAACUGCAUCUGGCGUGAAUUGUUGUAAUUGUAUGGUCAAAAUAAAGGAAACCCCUAAUAUAUUUUUCUGUUUACCUUGAAAAUUGUUUGUGCUUUAAAAAGAUUUUUUUUCUUACAUCUUACUCUUAUGUUCUGCUUUUUUUGUUUGACUGCAUGUGAAGAAAACAACCAUGUGUACAGGGUGUUUCCUUUACUUUGACCAUGCCCUGUUUUAUCUCCAUAUAUUAGCUGUAGUCCCAGUAAAAGCCUGGUUGUACGAGAACCGUCAGGCUAUGUGAAGCAAGGCUUCAAUAAGACACGAGUCUGUGAACUGACAGAGUUCUGUUCUGAAACGAGGCAACCAUUUCUGGAGAAAAGUGUCACCUUCCUUCACUCUCAAGUAUGAUGACAUUUUUUUUUUUUUUUUUUACAAAUGCUUAAUGGAUUAAAUCAAAUUCAUUUUCUUCCAAAUAUGAAUUCAUCUUUUAUUAUAACCGCUCAGUUCAGACUGUAAGGUUACCACGGGGGAAACAUUCAAACUAUCAAAUUAACACCAUUGUUAACACUCGCACUGGUGUUAAUGUGUGAGAAUCAAAGUUACAGUGAGCAGGAAAGACGGGACUGCACACAGCUUUAGGGAGUAAUGUGCGUUUGUUUUUGGUGUUACAGUUACAGCCACCAUUAGAAACCAUUAACUGGAAGAAUUUCUUUUCUGUGUUCAGUGGAAUAUUGUUGACCGCCGUCAUCUUGCUUGUCGCUAAGCAGAAAGCUAUGCUGACACGUCUCAGUUGUAGUGCCUAAGCAUCAGGUGUAACAGGUUUGGAUUGACACCAGCUGUCUGGGAAUCUACCGUUUGUGGUGCUAAUCCUGAUUUUAUUAUGGGCCAAAAUGUGGGAGCUGUAAACAUGGGGGUGAGGGGAAAAAAAAGAAAGAAGCUACAUGCCCUCGUACGCUAAACAGUUCUAUUCUCCAAACCUAAAAGUUUACAUUAAACUUUGUGUUCCAUUAACUUAAAAAUGCCGGGAAUCAUUCAAAUAAACUUUGAACUUUUCUUUUGUACUGAAAUUGAAGGGGGCUGCAUUUGUUUAAUGACAGCAACAGGUACCCCGAGGUAGUCUUUGAAACACUGGCACAUGAGUUGGGAUGAAAGUGAUUGAGGAAGACCAAAUGUAGAUAUGUCUUAAUGUUCAAACAGAAAGCCAUGAAAUUGAGCAAACCAGAAAAAAGGAAAGACCAACCUUUAUUUUUAUAAGUAAAAAACGCUACUGCGACAUGGUCUUGAGAACGUGUAUAUAGGGAUUCAUAUAUAUAUAUAAUAGUUAUAAUAGUCACAAUAGUUAUUGACAUGUACCUUAACUGUUGGUUGACCAUAUGCUUCAAACAUGUCCAACUAGUUACUACUCUGUCACUGUUUAAUACUGAGGCAAGUUUGCGUUGUUCCACCAUUAGUUGUCUUUGGUUUUGUCUCUCAUUCCUUUUUGAAGGAGUUUUUUUUUUUUCUUUUUUUGUUAGAAUGUGUCAAGAAAAGAAAUCAAACCUCAUAAGACUUUUGUUUAAGAUCUUGUCAUUAAUUCCUCAUCAGCUGUAAUAUGUUAUUAAGCUCACUUUCUAGAGAACUUGAAGAGUUAGAGAAGCCUUUCAGAUGUGACAAGAAUGUUAACCAACCACUUAAUAAAUAAAAACUGUACUGCUUCAAACCUAA
This is a messenger RNA of Perca flavescens (yellow perch), 5991 nucleotides long. RefSeq names its product zinc finger protein 800b (gene znf800b). The transcript has 13 exons. Lineage: Eukaryota; Metazoa; Chordata; Actinopteri; Perciformes; Percidae. The coding region runs from base 478 to 3261 and encodes 927 amino acids. The record is from RefSeq and is a predicted model, not a curated record.